Messenger RNA from Colias croceus (clouded yellow), 510 nucleotides. RefSeq lists its product as uncharacterized. Bases 1 to 510 code for a protein of 169 amino acids. The record is from RefSeq and is a predicted model, not a curated record. The transcript is spliced from 2 exons. Lineage: Eukaryota; Metazoa; Arthropoda; Insecta; Lepidoptera; Pieridae.
AUGAGGUUGAUUAUGUUAAUUCUAGCUGUUACGCUGUGUUUCACAAACGGAUAUGAAAUUAAAGAAAAAGAUAUUUCAGAAGCGAGAGGCAAGGGAAAAUAUGCUCUACUGAUUCACUUCUUCUACGUCGCGGCAACUAAGUUGUUCGUCCUCAAGAUUAUAUAUGGAGCAAUAUUUUAUGUUAUUGUGUACAAAGCAUGGCAUAUAGUUUUAUGGUUGAUAAAAUAUAUGAAAGAAAACAAGCACGAACACUACGUCGAGUAUGACCACGGUCCGGUGUAUGAUUAUGAUCCGUAUGGUCACGACCAUCACGGUCAUGACCAUCAUGAUCAUGACCAUUACGGUCACGGACAUCACGUUCAUGACCACAGUUACGGUCCUAAUGAUCAAUACGGUCCGGAAUAUAAUGAGCCUUAUGGAGCGUAUGAACAACCGGUUUAUGGGAGGAAGGGUUAUUCGCAUAAGAGCAAAGUGUACGACGCUGAUGGUUCUUAUUCUGUACAAAGUUAA